Molecule: messenger RNA, 414 nt
Organism: Coniosporium apollinis CBS 100218
Lineage: Eukaryota; Fungi; Ascomycota; Dothideomycetes
Exons: 2
Coding region: 1-414 (137 amino acids)
Source: RefSeq, a predicted model, not a curated record
AUGGCCGACUUUCAAACCAACCGCGACAACGAGAGCAUGAACCCAGCAGCUCCGAGUGUGCAGGGCGGCGAAGACCCAGCAAGGCCUGUUGAAGUCUCAGAUAGCAAGGUCGACUCCCCUACCGCAGAACCCUUGUGCAGCAAAGAGGAUGGUCUCAUGCCCACCGCCGAGCGCGCCACCGAGUUCAUAGUCGAGACAGUGAAGGAAGGCGCAAAGAGCGUCGCGUCUGUCGUGUCAAACAUCGCAACAGCCGUUGUCGACAGGGUCGAAAAGGCGGCCGACGACCGGAAAGACAGCGCCCUGGGCCCUUACUCUGACCAUGCCACCACUGCACCGAGCGAUAUGGAUCCUGUUGGAGAAGCUGUGCUUCUUGGACUGGAUAUGAAUGGCGAUGGAGAGAUCACGAGGGGUUGA